This is a messenger RNA of Naegleria fowleri, 927 nucleotides long. RefSeq lists its product as uncharacterized. Lineage: Eukaryota; Heterolobosea; Eutetramitea; Acrasida; Naegleriidae. Gene Ontology annotation, molecular function: ATP binding; ATP hydrolysis activity. The transcript has 3 exons. The record is from RefSeq and is a predicted model, not a curated record. Gene Ontology annotation, biological process: endosomal transport; vacuole organization. Bases 1 to 927 code for a protein of 308 amino acids.
AUGGGACAAUUAGAGAGUGCUAUUGUAAAGGAAAAGCCAAACGUCAAGUGGGAUGAUGUCGCAGCUUUUACUGGUAAAAGAACGCCAUGGCGAGGUAUUUUACUCUAUGGACCUCCUGGUACCGGUAAGAGCUAUCUUGCCAAAGCUGUUGCCACAGAAGUUGGAUUAACAUUCUUUUCUGUCUCUGCUGCAGAUUUAGUUAGUAAAUGGCAAGGAGAGUCAGAAAAGUUGGUACGAUCGUUAUUUGAUAUGGCCAGACAAAACAAACCAAGUAUAAUAUUUAUUGACGAAAUUGACAGUAUGUGCAGCUCUAGAGGAGAGAAUGAUAACGACAGUACUCGUAGAAUUAAGACCGAAUUCCUCGUGCAGAUGCAAGGUGUAGGCAAGGACGACAAUGGAGUUUUAAUUUUGGCAGCAACAAAUAUUCCAUGGGGCCUUGAUCCUGCCAUCAGAAGAAGAUUUGAAAGACGUAUUUAUAUUCCUCUACCUGAUAUGCAAGCAAGAAUCGCCAUGUUUAAGAUUCACAUUGGAAAAACUCCAAAUACUCUUAAGAAGGAAGAUUUUGAAGAAUUAGCAUCUAUGACUGAUGGAUACUCUGGGUCUGAUAUUUCUGUUUUAGUUAGAAAUGCAUUGAUGGAACCAGUUCGUACUUGCCAAUUGGCCACACAUUUCAAGAAAGUUUCAGGAGUUUGUCACUUGACUGGCCAAAUGUGCGAUGACAUGUUAACACCAUGUUCACCUGGAGAUCCAAAUGCCAUUGAAAUGACUUUGAUUGAUGUACCUUCUGACAAAUUAUUACCACCAGAUGUCACAAAAGAGAUUUCAUUAAGGCACUACGAACAGCCAGACCAUCGGUUUCUAAAGAUGACUUACAUGCCUAUGACAAAUUUACGAACGAUUUUGGACAGGAGUGUUGAGGACUCUUGA